AUGAACUGUUAUGGUCUUCAGAAGAACGCCUUUGCAGCCUGUGAAGAGAUGAGAGGCUGUGUGAAUUUUGUUGAUAAGGAGUCUGUCAUUUGCCCUAAGCCACGCCGAGUUGGGGUUGUGUCUAACAUGCCUACAAGGCACUUGAGAUGGAAUUUAAAUCAGCAAGCCGAGGGCUCUGAUUCAAAAGGUGGGGCAGAGCUACUAGAGAUUAUGUUUAAGAAGGAGAGUCAUGGGAAGGAGUUUGCAAAUCAGGUAGCUUCAUCUCCUCCUCCAUUUUUUUGUGGAUCUCCUCCAGUUCGAGCUACGAAUCCCUUGGUCCAGGAUGCUCGAUUCAGAGAUGAAAAGCACAGUCCAGCAUUAACAACUUCAUCUUCAUCAGCUUUACUUUCUCCAUCUUCACGCAAAGGAGGGAGUGUUAGGAUGAGUUUUGGACUUAAACCAAGUACAGUUAGAGUAGAGGGAUUUGAUUGCCUCAACAGGGAUUGCCAGAAUUCUAGGAUCUCUGCUGUUGCUUAA
Messenger RNA from Sphenostylis stenocarpa, 516 nucleotides. NCBI's taxonomy places the organism in Eukaryota, Viridiplantae, Streptophyta, Magnoliopsida, Fabales, Fabaceae. The record is from the annotation of a GenBank genome assembly.